AUGCUCCGCCGCGUUGCUGCCACUCGUCGUGCCCCGGUCUCUGCUGCCUCCUUCCUGAGGAGCUCAUGGAACGCCCCUGCCGCUGCCAGGCUCUACUCUGCCAAGAGCGGUGAUCACAUCAUCGGUAUCGAUCUCGGUACCACCAACUCGUGCGUGGCCAUCAUGGAGGGCUCUACGCCUCGCGUGAUCGAGAACUCGGAGGGUGAGCGCACCACUCCCUCGGUGGUGGCCUUCGUCAAGGACGACCACGGCACCAACCGUCUGGUCGGCGCCACUGCCAAGCGUCAGGCCGUGACCAACCCCACCAACACCUUCUUCGCCGUCAAGCGUCUCAUCGGCCGCGAUUUCAACGACCCGAUGACCCAGAAGGAUCUCAAGAUGGUGCCCUACAAGAUUGUCCGUCACUCGAACGGCGAUGCCUGGCUCGAGGACAGCUGGGGCAAGAAGUACUCGCCCAGCGAGAUCAGCGCCUUCACCCUCACCAAGAUGAAGGAGACCGCGGAGGGCUACCUCGGCACCCAGGUCAAGAAGGCCGUCAUCACCGUGCCCGCCUACUUCAACGAUUCUCAGCGUCAGGCCACCAAGGACGCCGGCAAGAUCGCCGGUCUCCAGGUUGAGCGUAUCAUCAACGAGCCCACUGCCGCCGCCCUCGCCUACGGUCUUACCAACAAGGGUGGCGAGACCGUCGCCGUCUACGAUCUCGGUGGUGGUACCUUCGAUAUCUCCAUUCUCGAAAUCUCCAAGGAGGGUGUCUUCGAGGUGAAGGCCACCAACGGUGAUACUUUCCUCGGCGGUGAGGAUUUCGAUAACACUCUCAUGCAGCACCUCGUGGGCGAGUUCAAGAAGGCCGAGGGCAUCGAUCUCUCCAAGGACAAGCUCGCUCUCCAGAGGCUGAAGGAGGCCGCCGAGAAGGCCAAGUGCGAGCUCUCUUCCACCGUGUCGACCGAGAUCAACUUGCCCUUCAUCACUGCCACCGCUGAGGGUCCCAAGCACCUCCACAUCAAGCUCACCCGCGCCCAGUUCGAGUCGCUCGUCGAUCCCCUCGUCCAGCGCACCAUCGAUCCCUGCAAGUCCUGCCUCAAGGAUGCCGGCCUCGACAAGUCCGACAUCAACAACGUCCUGCUCGUCGGCGGCAUGACCCGUAUGCCCAAGGUCCAGGAGGUCGUCAAGCAGUUCUACGGCAAGCAGCCCAGCAAGGGUGUCAACCCCGAUGAGGCCGUCGCCGUCGGUGCCGCCAUCCAGGCUGGCGUGCUCAAGGGUGACGUCAAGCAGCUCCUGCUGCUCGACGUGACGCCUCUCUCGCUCGGCAUUGAGACUCUCGGUGGCGUGUGCACCAAGCUCAUCACCAGGAACACCACCAUCCCCACCAAGAAGUCCCAGGUCUUCUCCACCGCCGCCGACGGCCAGACCGAGGUCGAGAUCAAGGUCCUCCAGGGAGAGCGCCACAUGGCCAACGACAACAAGACCCUUGGCUCCUUCAUCCUCUCCGGCAUCCCGCCCGCCCCCAAGGGCGUGCCCCAGGUCGAGGUCACCUUCGACAUCGACGCCAACGGCAUCGUCAACGUCUCCGCCCGCGACAAGGCCACCGGCAAGGAGCAGGCCAUCCGCAUCCAGUCCUCCGGCGGUCUCUCUGAGUCGGAGAUCGACCGCAUGGUCAAGGACGCCGAGACCCACGAGGAGGAGGACCGCAAGCGCAAGGACCAGACCGAGGCCCGCAACCACGCCGAGUCCGUCAUCUACGACAUCGAGAAGAACCUCAACGAGUUCAAGGAGCACGUCGACCAGACCGAGGCCGAGCGUCUGCGCGAGCAGAUCACCGAGCUCAGGAAGACCUUGGAGUCGGCCGACGACCACCAGGCCAUCAAGUCCGGCGCCGAUUCGCUCCAGCGCGAGUCCCUCAAGGCCUUCGAGUCGGCCUACAAGCAGAAGGCCUCGUCCAACGACAGCGGCAGCAGCAGCAGCACCGAGAACAAGGAGGACGACACCCCCGACGCCGACAUCAAGAAGUAG
This is a messenger RNA of Acanthamoeba castellanii str. Neff, 2010 nucleotides long. Its product is annotated as chaperone protein DnaK, putative. The transcript has 3 exons. Gene Ontology annotation, biological process: cellular response to unfolded protein; protein refolding. Gene Ontology annotation, cellular component: cytoplasm; mitochondrion. Gene Ontology annotation, molecular function: heat shock protein binding; ATP-dependent protein folding chaperone; ATP hydrolysis activity. The record is from RefSeq and is a predicted model, not a curated record. NCBI's taxonomy places the organism in Eukaryota, Discosea, Longamoebia, Acanthamoebidae. The coding region runs from base 1 to 2010 and encodes 669 amino acids.